This is a messenger RNA of Mercurialis annua (annual mercury), 1187 nucleotides long. Its product is annotated as probable carboxylesterase 15. The coding region runs from base 9 to 1067 and encodes 352 amino acids. NCBI's taxonomy places the organism in Eukaryota, Viridiplantae, Streptophyta, Magnoliopsida, Malpighiales, Euphorbiaceae. Gene Ontology annotation, molecular function: hydrolase activity. The transcript has a single exon. The record is from RefSeq and is a predicted model, not a curated record.
CAACCAUAAUGCACACACACUCAAUUCUCUCUACUAAAAAUUUCAAAUACCUAAUAGCCAUGGUGGGUGAAAGAAAGCUUGUGGAUGAAGUUUCCGGCUGGCUAAGACUCUAUAAUGAUGGUUCCGUCGACCGGACAUGGACCGGACCGCCUGAAGCCAAGUUCAUGGCCGAACCAGUCCCCGAGCAUGACCAAUUCAUAGACGGAGUAGCGGUCAAAGACGUGACCAUUGAUUCAAAAUCCGGCCUUGGAGUUAGAGUCUACCUUCCGGAGAAAGCAAAAGAAGAUCGAGUUAAGCUACCGAUAAUUCUCCAUUUUCAUGGGGGCGGUUUUUGCAUUAGCCGAGCGGAUUGGUAUAUGUAUUAUCAUAUUUACACCACCCUUGCUCGCUCGGCUAAUGCCAUUUGUGUGUCCGUCUUUCUCCGGUUAGCCCCCGAGCACCGUCUUCCGGCUGCUGUUGAUGAUGGCUUUGCUUCUCUUAUUUGGCUACGUUCAUUAGCAAAAGGUGAAUCAUACGAGCCGUGGGUCAACGAUCAUGGUGAUUUUACCCGUGUUUUUCUUAUCGGUGAUAGUUCAGGAGCCAACUUAGUGCAUGAAGUUGCUUCACUUGCUGGUCAGGUGGACCUUACUCCUUUAAAACUUGCGGGAGGGAUCCCGGUUCACCCGGGUUUUGUCCGAUCGGAGAGGAGUAAAUCCGAGUUGGAGAACCCGGAGUCGCCUUUUUUAACUCUAGACAUGGUUGAUAAGUUCUUGAGUUUGGCAUUACCUGUAGGGUGUACAAAAGAUGAUCCAAUAACAUGUCCAAUGGGGGCCGCAGCCCCGCCGUUGGAGGGGCUGAAUCUACCGCCUUUUCUGCUGUGCGUGGCGGAGAAAGACCUGAUAAGAGAUACAGAAAUGGAGUAUUAUGAGGCCAUGAAAAAGGCUAAUAAGGAUGUGGAGCUGCUGAUUAGUCCAGGAAUGGGUCAUAGUUUUUACUUGAAUAAAAUUGCAUUGGACAUGGAUCCAAUUACUGCUGCACAAACUGCUGCCCUGAUUCAAGGAAUUAUAGAGUUCAUCAAAAAGCACUGAUUCAAAUUAUUUAAUUACUCAAUAAUUUUCUACCAUUACUAUAUCUAUGUGAUGUGUAAUAAGAUUGUAGACAGCAUAUCCAAAGAGAUGUGUUUAAUAAAGAGUUUUUGUUUUUGUUUU